CAGCGGUCGCUAUGGUAACGUCAGACGGAGCCGCAGACACUAAUGGCAGAAGAACAUCAGGCUCGAUGAGAUCCCGCGGUAACAGACACACACACACACACACACACGCCAGAACUCUCAUCUCCGAGGAUUAUUAGGCGGACACUGGAAUACCCGUGAUUGAAGAUGCCGUGGAUUGUGCCUUUUCUCCAUUUCUACUCGAACUUUCCAUUAACUUGCGCUGUUUCUCUACAUCUGUCUGCAGUGCACGGCGAAUGCGCGCGCCCGCGGGCGGAUAACAGGCGCCGACAUGUUUUCACUCCUCAGGAACACAGACCCGAGCCUGAGUGAUGCAUCAUGGUGCUGUCGUGUGUGUGUGUGUGUGUGUGUGUGUUCUGAUCAGAGGUCAGUGAUUGAUGGAGGAUCGAUGAUGAUGAUGGGCAGAUGCUCGUGCACACGCGCACACGCGCACACAUCACCUGACAGCUCAGUUUAAUGGAUUACUGACAACUAGGUCGGAUUUUUCUGACAAAUGAAUGGAUUACCGAGUCGCACCUCAUUAUUGCACAUCAUUCCUCUUCAUCUCUUCCUCUGCUGAUCUCAGAUUGGACAUUUCCUGAGCUCUUUACCACAUCGUAUCAGGCUGUGGAGGCCAAAGAAAACACAGUCAAUAACAACUGAAUGUAUGCCAUGAAGAAACUCCCUUUGAAUGAGAAGGUAAAGUGGGGAGAGGCGUCCCAGAUCCAACCAGAAGCGCUAUAGCCACACAAACACGGACGAACAGAAACAUGCUGUGGACGGUGGUUCUGAGGUCCAUAGCGUGGCCUACAUUUGUAGCGUCCCUAUUUCUAGCAGUGGGACCUGCAUUCUCCGGAGUCUUUAAUGCCUUAGGUAAAGAUAUUUUUAGUGAGUUUGGAGAGUUCCAGCUCGACGAGAAAGGCCCAGCGGAGCUACGGAAACUCCAAGCCUCUAAUCUCCAUCCUAACUUGUACUUUAACCAAGACGAUGUACCACUGUUGAGACAAAGGUCAACUACAACUCAUAGCCAGAUUUUUAAAGUCAUCCGGACCGCUGUGAUGACGAUGCUCUCGACCGGCCCGCUCUACAUGCCACCCACAAAGCAUGAGGAGUUCACCAGCAAAUGGAAUGAGAUUUAUGGAAACAACCUCCCAGCGCUGGCCCUGUACUGUUUACUGUAUCCCGAGGACUCUUCUGCCCUGCUCUUCCUGAGGAAGUUCAUGGACCGAAUGUCGGAAUAUCCGGACUGGAGAGUAACCAGUGCACCCAAUGAUGAAGGUCCAAUGGCUCAUUCGCUCACUGGAUUUGCUACUGCUUUUGACUUCAUCUACUCGUUCCUGGACCAGCAGCGCAGAGACCUGUACUUGAAGAAGAUUUGUGCUGAAACCAGAGAGCUGUACGAAGCAUCGAAGUACCGGGGCUGGGGGAAACAGUUCCUUCAGAACCACCAGACCACUAAUAUUCUGGCUAUUUUGACCGGAGCAAUAGUCGUGGGCGCACAUGACGUCACUGAGUCCAUGGUUUGGAAACAUGUUUCUGUAAAUUACAUGGAGAAGACAAUGUUUCUGUUAAAUCAUGUUGUAGACGGCUCUCUUGACGAGGGAGUUGCAUACGGGAGCUACACAGCUAAGUCCGUUACGCAGUAUGUUUUCCUAGCGCAGCGCCACUUCAACAUAGACCACACACAGAACAACUGGCUGCGCACUCACUUCUGGUUUUAUUACGCCACGUUGCUUCCCGGGUUCCAGAGAACGGUUGGUAUAGGAGACUCCAACUAUAACUGGUUCUACGGACCAGAGAGCCAGUUAGUCUUUUUAGACACUUUUGUGAUCAAAAACGGGUCGGGGAAUUGGCUGGCACAGCAGAUUAGGAAGCACAGGCCUAGAGACGGUCCCAUGGGUCAGUCCUUAGCCCAGCGCUGGACGACGCUUCACACAGAGUUUAUCUGGUAUAAUGCCGACCUCACGCCACAACCCCCUUACGGUCACAGUAAGGCCAAGAUGCACAUAUUCUCCAACUGGGGCGUGGUGACGUAUGGCGCGGGUUUAUCUGUGGCUCAGGGCAACACCUUUGUCUCAUUUAAAUCUGGAAAGCUUGGUGGCCGGGCAGUGUUUGACAUCGUCCAUGCUAAGCCUUACUCAUGGGUGAACGGGUGGAACAGCUUCAACCCGGGUCACGAGCACCCAGACCAAAACUCAUUCACUUUCGCCCCUAAUGGACAAGUAUUUGUUUCCGAGGCUUUAUACGGCCCCAAAUACAGCUUCCUAAACAACGUGUUAGUGUUCAGCCCUUCCCCGACAAGCCAGUGUAACAUCCCUUGGGAAGGUCAGCUUGGCGAAUGUGCGAAGUGGCUGCGCUGGACCGACGACGGGGUCGGAGACUCGGCAGGAGAGCUGGUCGCCGCUUCUGCCCACGGAGACACCAUGUUCGUGAGCGGCGAAGCGGCCAAUGCGUAUUCCUCAGCCAUGAGGUUAAAGAGUGUGUACCGAGCCCUGGUGCUCCUUAACUCACAGACUCUACUGGUGGUCGACCAUGUUGAGAAAAGACACGACUCGCCAGUGAACAUGGCCAGUGCGUUCUUUCACAACCUGGAUAUCGACUUUAAGUAUGUGCCCCAUAGUUUCUCAGACAGGUACAAUGGGGCGCUGAUGGACGUCUGGGAUGCUCAUUACAAGAUGUUCUGGUUUGACAGUCAGGGACACAGUCCUGAUACUCAAAUACAGGAGGCUGAGCAGGAGGCAGAGUUUAAAAAGAGGUGGACACAGUUUAUCAAUGUCUCCUUUCCUUUCACUGAUUCGGUCAGUAGAAUGGCGUACGUGAUGCACGGGCCUUACGUGAAAGUUUCCGACUGUAGGUUCAUUGAAAGCAGUAAGAAUGGGCUCAAACUUUCUCUCACCAUCAACAAUACUGAGAAAAUAGUUUCGAUAGUAACCAAUCACAAAGACAUUGGGGCACGUUCAAGCUAUCUGGGGUUUGGGGGUUACGCUAAGGUGGAAGACAGACAUCAGAUAGUCCGGUUUGGCUUGGGGACACAGCUUGUCCCCAAACAGACCAAGUUACACAAUCAUCUGUUCGACUUUGGAGUCACGGUGAAUGUUGCAGCUGGGGUAAUACUGUGUGUGGCGAUUGUUUUCCUGACCCUACAGCGCAAGUUUUACGCUUGCUUUAGCAGACUGAUGCAUUACGCUUUGCUUUCUGUCUUAAUGCUGUGGAUAAGCGAGCUCCUGUUCGUCUCCAACAGCUGCGAUCAGCUCCUAUGUGGAGUAAAGUGGCACGGAUCCGCCACAGACCCGGAGCUCAGCAAACAAAUGACAUUUUAUGACCAGCAUCAACUCCCUCUCCCCACUGUAGUGAUAACAUCGCUGCCUGGCUCCGGGUCCGACAUCCUUAAGCACCUUUUCUACAACAACACAGACUUCGUCUACCUACGCAUCCCCACAGAACACUUGGAUAUACCUGAAACAGAGUUUGAGUUUGACUCUUUAGUAGAUGCUUGUGAAUGGACACGCUCAGAAGCACAGUAUGGGCGUUUUAAAAUGAUUCAGGGCUGGCUACAGUCACUGGUCCACAACACCCACUUAUUCCUGCAAAAUAUUCCACUCCAUGACACCAGCCACAUGAAGCCGGCCCAAAGAGUCAGUCUAUCCCAGGACAAGAGGAAGAGACUGAGGAGACGAGAGUCCAGGGCUGAAAUGAAAGGUCGUGUGCGAGUGGACAGGGAUGUGGAGUAUGUGAGGGAGUUGAGGAGACACACGGUGGACUACCCUAAUGCCCGUGUCGUCCUCAACCUGUGCAGCGGCAGCUGGGCUCUAAAGCUGCCCUUUCUCCAAGAAGUCCUCGGCCCAUCUUUGAGGGCCAUCUACGUCAUCAGGGACCCUCGUGCGUGGGUUUAUCUGAUGCUGUAUAAUAGCAAACCUAGCCUUUACUCGCUCAAGAACAUUCCUCAGCAUCUAGCCCUCCUUUUCAAAGAAGAUACGGUUAGUGACGGGUGUCCGACCGCAUUCGCAGCCGAGUUCAGAACGCUGUGGCUCCUCAUAUCUCGUUCAGAGACUGAUCCUGUGCUGUUGCUGGCCCACCUGUGGCUCGCCCACACGGCCGCCGUCCUCAGAGUCACGUCCACCUUAUCCGAAGAGUCCUUUCUUCAGGUCAGGUUUGAGGAUGUUGUAGAUUAUCCUCAGGACACAGCCGAGAAGAUACACUCCUUCCUCGGAGUCCCCGUAUCUCCCUCGGCCCUGAAUCAGCUCAUGUUCACCACCUCCACAAACUUGUAUAACUUGAUGUAUGAAGGGGACAUAUCACCAGCCAACAUCAACAUAUGGAGGCGAAACCUGCCAAGGAGAGACAUCAGACUCAUAGAGCACACCUGUGGGUUCCUGAUGAGGCAGCUCGGGUAUCAAAUGUUCUCUGACUGAUUAGCUGCUGGCCAGCUGUUGUCCUAAAUCUCUUGUGUCUGUUUGAUAUUUGUGUUGUAUUUUGCACAAAUUUGGGUUGCAAACCAAGUAAAAGUGAAAAUGAAAGAAAUAGGCACAAGAAUUGAAUGUCAAUCUGUGACAGUCUGCACCAUGUCUGAUCUAACAUAUGUCAUUUUUUACUACAAUGCCUUCAGGAUACCGUUCAAAAGUUUUAGAUCGAUAAGAUGUUUUUAAAAGAAGUCUCUUCUGCUCACCAAGACUGCAUUUGUACAGUAAAAGAGUUGUAUUGUGAAAUAUUAUUGCAAGCUAAGGGUGUACUCACACUAGGCACGGCUGUCUUGUCCCGAGCCCUGGCGCGAUUGU
Molecule: messenger RNA, 4772 nt
Organism: Rhinichthys klamathensis goyatoka
Lineage: Eukaryota; Metazoa; Chordata; Actinopteri; Cypriniformes; Leuciscidae
Product: dermatan-sulfate epimerase-like protein
Exons: 2
Coding region: 768-4409 (1213 amino acids)
Molecular function (GO): chondroitin-glucuronate 5-epimerase activity
Source: RefSeq, a predicted model, not a curated record